This is a messenger RNA of Cryptococcus wingfieldii CBS 7118, 690 nucleotides long. RefSeq lists its product as hypothetical. Gene Ontology annotation, cellular component: mediator complex; core mediator complex. The record is from RefSeq and is a predicted model, not a curated record. NCBI's taxonomy places the organism in Eukaryota, Fungi, Basidiomycota, Tremellomycetes, Tremellales, Cryptococcaceae. Gene Ontology annotation, molecular function: transcription coregulator activity. Gene Ontology annotation, biological process: regulation of transcription by RNA polymerase II. The transcript has 3 exons. The coding region runs from base 1 to 690 and encodes 229 amino acids.
AUGUCGUCCCCGCAGCCCCCUCGCCAGUCUCUCCUACAGAAUCUGUCCACACAAUCUCUUCUCCUCACACACCUGUUUACCGCCCUCUCCUUACCCCUCACACCACAAACCCCGCCUCAGAUCUCUCAAUUACACACAGCCCUUCAGUACUCUGCCUUGGACCUUGCGGGGCUUGUGAGGGAAGUCGAGGAACAUCAGAAGCUCUGGAAUAAGCUGCAAGAGAAGAAAGAAGAGGUAAAGCAGCUCGAGAGACGGGUGAGGGGGCUAGUUAGAAGCCUGGAAGAAGGGAGAAGGACACUAGAAGGCAUGGUGGAUCAAGGAGUGAAGGAAGUGGCAGCAAUUGACAAGUCUGAGAAGGAACCCAUACUUGCCAAAACACUUCUCGCCCACGCUCAAGCAUUAGGCAAGCACUCCUCAGCGCCCGUCUCUACUCUAUUAGCUCCAGUAGACAGAGCACAAUACACUCCUUGGCCGACUGAGAUGAACAUGCGAAUGGGAUUGCUGUUCCAGCUCGAGGGCAGCAUGAGCGGGAUGGGCGAGACAGGCAUGGUUGGGGACCAACAAGCAGCGCAACCAGAAGUGGAAGAACGGAGAGAAGAGCCUGUACAAGUGGAAGAGUCUGGCAGACGGUACGAUCCGAAUGCCGUCUUCCAGUUGGACCUCAACUCGGACGACUCGGAUGACGAUUAG